Aspergillus pseudonomiae is the source of this 753-nucleotide messenger RNA. RefSeq names its product putative transcription regulator PAB1642. The record is from RefSeq and is a predicted model, not a curated record. Lineage: Eukaryota; Fungi; Ascomycota; Eurotiomycetes; Eurotiales; Aspergillaceae. The coding region runs from base 1 to 753 and encodes 250 amino acids. The transcript has a single exon.
AUGCCCGAAGGACUAACCACGCACCUCAAAACCCACAACCCCUCCACCUACCACAGCGCCACGACGCACCCGUUCCUCCUCGCCGCAGGCAAGGGCCUCCUCCCCAAGACCACACUGUCCAAGUGGCUCUCACAAGACCGGCUCUACGCGCAAUCCUACGUCCGCUUCAUCGGGCUCCUUUUAUCCAAAUGCCAGCUUCCGCACGCGCCCUCCAACAACGCCGAGACAGCACUCGAGCGACGCAUCGUCGCAGUCCUCAUCGAUGCGCUGGUGAAUAUUCAACGCGAGAUUGGCUUCUUCGAGGACGUGGCUAGGGAGUAUGGGCUGGAUUUGGCGGUUGUGCCGGAGGGCGAGGAGACGUUUGGGCCCGGGACGAUUACGCAGGCGUAUAUUGAUUUGUUCAUGUCGGCGGGGAGUCCUGCGGUGAGUUUGUUGGAGGGGUUGGUUGUUUUGUGGGCGACGGAGGUGUGUUAUCUGGAGUCUUGGGAGGGGGCGAAGGGGGUUAUGGCGGGUGGGAGUGGUGGGGAGAAGGAUUUGGAUGGCGGGGCGCUGAGGGAGAGAUUCAUUCCGAACUGGACAAGUGUGGAGUUUAGGGAGUUUGUGGAGGGGAUUGCGGACGUGGUGGAUGCUCUGGCGUCGAGGGUCCUGAAUGAACCAGACGACGUGGUGCGACGGUGUGAACGGUGGUGGAGGCAGGUGAAGUGGCUGGAGGAGAGGUUUUGGCCGGAUGUGCCUGAUGUUGAUCAGGCAUGA